AUGGAGAGCCAGCAACCAAAUUCCAGUGGCAAACCCCCGCCGACGGGCGAAGUCCUCCUUGUUAUAGGGGUAAUCGGUGCCGUCCUGGUAGUCUUCGCUUUCUUGUGCCUCUGGUAUGGCUGUCGUGGUGGCGGCACCAAGGGCCCUGAAUCCGCAGGCCCUGAGGGUCCUCAUGAGCUUCAGGUUCUCUCAAACAGAUCACUCCCCAGACCCACCUCGGCUCUAGACUCGCAAGGACAGGUUGACCCAGAUAUUGUCCCACGGGACAGUUUCACGAGGCUUCCCAGAUACUCGGAUACGUCCUCAGCUCAUCGAGCGGAUCUCAGGGCGGAGACUAGGAAUUCAAGGCCUCCUGCUCCAGAUCCAGAGCUACCCACUGGACGCUCGCCUCAGUCGCUGCCAUUUACCACAUCAAGUCCGAGGGAAAGCUCCUGUUCGGGAGAAGAUCCGAAUAUCCCAGAGCUAAAGCUCCGACAGAAGCUAUAUAGGAAUGCGGCCAGGGUGACAGAGGGUUUGGAGGGCUGGCUCAUCGACCGUAAGCCCGAUGCUACAUCGGUUGCCCGACACCUAUCGAAAGGACGACGAAGAGUAUUCUCGUUUCCCCCGUCCUCGAAUCUAACCGCUGAAAGGAGACCGGAGUAUAUUCCCACUCCGAUACUCAAGGCCGGGCUUAGAUCGCAGACCAAGAAAAGCCCCAAAAGGGCGAUCACAUUUGCCGACGAGGAACGUGGACCAGGCGCGGGUUACAAUGCCGCGAGCGAAAGGACACCUUUGGUGAAUGAGGGGGGCCCGGAGUAUCAUCAUUUCUUGGACAAGAUGAGGAUUGCAGAGUUGAGAUGGAAUGGCGUGUUGUGA
Trematosphaeria pertusa is the source of this 855-nucleotide messenger RNA. RefSeq lists its product as uncharacterized. The transcript has a single exon. The record is from RefSeq and is a predicted model, not a curated record. The coding region runs from base 1 to 855 and encodes 284 amino acids. Lineage: Eukaryota; Fungi; Ascomycota; Dothideomycetes; Pleosporales; Trematosphaeriaceae.